GGGUGCUGAUCCUGGCGGUGCACAGUUGCGCGCGCCGCCGCCAGAUGGCCGCCGAGGAGAAGCAGGCGCGCGAGCAGCCGAAGGACGACCACCACGUCACCAAGAUCAACCGCGAGGAAGAAUGGUGACUAGGUCUCGGCUCCUCCUCCUCCUCCUGCAUCACCUCGCCUCCCACACGCGUCUGGGAGACCAGAGACUCCUCGGGGGCGGUCAUCUCCACCCAGUGGGAGGUGUCGACGGAGGCCCUCGCCCGCAGCGGGAAGCACGCCAGCUGGGAAGAGUCGACGGCGUUUCGGGAGGUGUCUGCCGGCGGUCCUGGGCGGUUCAAGGUGUCCAGGGUGUGACGGGGACGCUGCACACUGCCACACACACCACACGCUUCCCUUCGCUGCUUUUGGAACACGUCCUUGCUCUGUGCGCCUUUUUCUUUCUUUUCUUUUCUCUUUCGUUCUCGUUAUGUUCUACGAUUGUCUUUCGUUUCCUUUCUCUCUUCUUCGGCUUGUCUUCCUUUCGUACUCAGGUUAGGCAAUUUUUCCUAACAGAUCUCACCGCGCGUUUUUUUUCUUUAUUUUCCUUUUUUCUUUUUCUUUUUAUUUUCUUUUUUUUCUAUUUUUUGAGAAGGAGGAGUCACAAACGCUUUUUUUUACUGAAAAAAUUCCAUUUUAGAAUUAUCAUUAUAUGAUAGAUUAGAUUAUUAUACAUAUCUAAGCGACAGUUAACCCCGUGAGAAAGACCAAAAAAAAAAAAAAAAACACCUGAAUAUCAAAAAGUUAUUUUUACUUAUAAUUCUCGCGCGGUUUCUGUUCCAGCUCCGUUCACUUGUUCACUUAUUUUAAACGUAGUGUAGAUUUUUAUUGUUUAUUUUCCACAAGUAUACAAGUAUACCAGAUAUGUAAAUGUGCCGGACGCCUAUGUAUAUAGAACAGAGAUUCCUAAAGUGCGGUUUACAAAGGGUAUUCCACUUGUAAUAAAUACUUUCCAUUUAUUAAUUUGGAGUUAAAGGUUAUAGAUCUAUCAACAAAAGGUAUGAUAACUAAUUAACAGAAAUAUACCGAAAAUCCCCAAGAGAAAGGGGAAAUUUACAAUUAGUAGGCCUAUACCUCUUUGUAACGAAUAGGCCUAUACCUUUUAUGUAACAAGUAGGCCUAUGCCUUUUUGUAACUAGGGAAUCACUGGUUAUAGACAUUUUGAAAGAAGAACGUCUUGGAAAAGCAUACAUUGCCAGCUUGUAUAUAUAUAAAAAGCCUUAGAAGAUGGACCACUUGUGUUGGUAAUAGACUUAAAGCUGAACAAAAAAGUGUACAUA
Molecule: messenger RNA, 1306 nt
Organism: Penaeus vannamei (Pacific white shrimp)
Lineage: Eukaryota; Metazoa; Arthropoda; Malacostraca; Decapoda; Penaeidae
Source: RefSeq, a predicted model, not a curated record